AUGUCGAGCAGAACAAUGAGACGGCAAGUACUGUGGUUUUUCCUGGUCCUUUAUGUCAGUUCAGGACUCGGCCAAGUCACCUACUCCAUCCCUGAGGAAAUGCCGAGUGGCUCUUUAGUCGGUAAUAUAGCUCAGGAUUUGGGUUUAGAUGUGAAACGACUGAAAUCGGGUAAAGCUCGUGUUUAUACGGGGGACAGUGCGGGGUACAUCCAGCUGAAUAAGGAACGAGGAGUCCUCCUGGUCAAAGACAGAAUCGACAGAGAAGCGAUUUGCAGACAAACGACGCCCUGUGCUUUACAUUUUCAGAUUAUUUUAGAGAACCCGAUGGAGUUCUACAGCGUCACUGUCGAAAUAACAGACAUAAAUGAUAAUCCGCCCACAUUUGAAAAAAACGAAGUAAGUUUCAAGAUCAGCGAAUCUGCUAUUAUUGGAGCUAAAUUUGUUUUAGAUAGAGCAAUAGAUCUUGAUGUCGGCAAAAAUGGUCUUCAGAAAUACGAGCUUAAGCCUACAGAUAAUUUUGUUCUUAAACGGGACAGUCAUGGUGACGGAACAGAAAAGGCUGAAAUGAUUUUACAGAAGCCUCUCGACAGAGAAAAGGAGGAGUUGGUGUCUUUGGUUUUAACAGCAUUUGAUGGAGGAGACCCGCAGAUGUCGGGAACAAUUCGCAUUUUCAUCACAGUGUUAGAUGCAAAUGAUAAUGCACCUGUUUUUUCGCCAUCCACCUACACAGCCAAUGUUUUUGAAAAUGCCCCAGAAGGGACAGCUGUCACCAGCGUGACUGCAACAGAUGCAGAUCACGGUACAAAUGGUCGGAUAAAAUAUUCAAUCACCAACAGUUUAGAUCAGGCUCAUGCAUUGUUCCAGAUAAACGAAGACAGUGGUGAAAUUAGGUUGAUUGGAAAUAUCGAUUAUGAAACGGCGCGGAAUUACCAUAUUAACAUACGUGCAAGUGAUGAUGGUGGACUAACAGAUUCAUGUAAAGUCAUUGUUGAAGUAGUGGAUAUGAACGACAACAAACCGACUAUUAAUAUAAUGUCGAAGUCAAAUGUGAUAUCUGAACACUCUAAACCGAAAACUGUUGUAGCGAUGAUGAACAUUCAAGACCCGGAUUCAAAUGAAAACGGAAAAGUUAACUGUUUUAUCAACGAUAACACUCCAUUGACCAUAAUGUCGACAUCAAAUAAUUUCUAUAGCCUACUAACAGACAGUGAAUUAGACAGAGAGAGAUCAUCUGAGUAUAAUAUCACAGUGACGUGCUCUGAUGAGGGCGUGCCCUCCCUCUCCAGCAGCGUCACUCUCACCUUACAGAUCUCUGACGUGAAUGACAACGUGCCUGUCUUUGAGAGGAGCUCAUAUGAGGCCUACAUUGUAGAAAACAAUACACCAGGUCUCUCUGUAUUCACAGUGAAAGCCAGAGACGCGGACUGGAACCAGAAUGCCCGUGUUUCUUACAUACUGGAGGACUCCUCUGUUAACGGAGUGCCAGUCUCCUCGUAUGUGUCCGUUAGUGCUGAUAGUGGAGUCAUCCAUGCAGUGCGCUCUUUUGACUACGAGCAGAUCAAAGAUUUUCACUUCCGAGUCAAAGCUCAGGAUGGAGGCUCUCCUCCACUCAGUAGUAACGUGACUGUGAAAAUACUGAUCCAGGACCAGAACGACAACCCCCCUCAGGUUCUGUACCCAGUCCAGACUGGUGGCUCUCUGGUGGCUGAACUGGUGCCUCGUUCAGCAGAUGUGGGCUAUCUGGUCACUAAAGUGGUGGCUGUGGAUGUGGACUCUGGACAGAAUGCCUGGCUCUCCUAUAAACUGCAGAAAGCCACAGACAGGGCGCUGUUUGAAGUGGGCUCACAGAAUGGAGAAAUAAGAACUAUCCGCCAAGUCACUGAUAAAGACGCAGUGAAACAAAGACUGAGUGUUAUAGUGGAGGACAACGGGCAGCCCUCUCGUUCAGCUACAGUCGUUGUUAACGUGGCGGUGGCGGACAGCUUCCCGGAAGUGCUGUCGGAGUUCACUGACUUUACGCACGACAAGGAGUACAAAGACAACCUGACUUUUUACUUAGUGCUGGCUCUGGCUGUAGUUUCCUUCCUCUUCAUCACGUGUGUAGUGGUUAUUAUCUCAGUGAAAAUCUACAGAUGGAGACAGUCUCGCGUCCUGUAUCACUCCAACCUCCCUGUGAUUCCAUAUUAUCCACCACGUUACUCAGACACUUUGGGGACAGGGACCCUCCAACACGUGUACAAUUACGAGGUGUGCAGGACGACUGACUCCAGAAAGAGUGACUGUAAGUUCGGCGGAGCUGGUAGUCAGAACGUGCUGAUAAUGGACCCCAGUGCUACAGGGACGAUGCAGCGGAUACAGAGUGAAAAGAGCAUCCUGGAUGAACCAGACUCUCCUCUAGAGGUUAGACUGCAAAGUUUAUACUGA
Limanda limanda (common dab) is the source of this 2424-nucleotide messenger RNA. Its product is annotated as protocadherin gamma-A2-like. Gene Ontology annotation, molecular function: calcium ion binding. Gene Ontology annotation, cellular component: plasma membrane. The coding region runs from base 1 to 2424 and encodes 807 amino acids. Lineage: Eukaryota; Metazoa; Chordata; Actinopteri; Pleuronectiformes; Pleuronectidae. The transcript has a single exon. The record is from RefSeq and is a predicted model, not a curated record. Gene Ontology annotation, biological process: homophilic cell-cell adhesion.